AUGUUGGCCUCUGUAAUUCUGCUGUGCUUUUGCACGUACCUGUUCUUUCAGUUCAUUCAAAUCCAGAGGCCCAAAAAUUUUCCACCUGGUCCCUCACCUCUCCCUUUAUUUGGGAACCUGCUGCACUUUGACUCCGGAAACCCUGUGAAUGACUUUCAGAAGCUGGCCAAGCACUAUGGUAAUGUCUACAGUGUGUUCUUGGGCCACAGACCAGUUGUCAUCAUCAGUGGCCUAAGGGCCUUGAAGGAGGCUCUGGUGAUCAAGGCUGCUGACUUUGCUGGACGACCCCAAGACCUCAUGGUUAAUGCCAUAAACCAAAACAAAGGAGUGAUUCUGUCAGACUACGGUCCUGGUUGGAGGGAGCACAGACGCUUUGCUUUGAAGACUUUGAGGAACUUUGGCCUCGGGAAACUGUCCAUGGAAGAGAGAAUUCUAUCAGAAACACAGAACUGCAUGAAACAACUGGAUGAAAGUGUCGGGAAAAUUUUGAAACCUGAGAUUUUGUUCCACAAUGUAGCAUCCAGUGUAAUAUGCCCACUCCUGUUCGGGGCAGACUAUGCCUGCAAUUAUGAUUCCUUUACAAAACUACUUCAUCACUACACAGAGGCUGCUAGUCUCAUCAGUGGACCAUGGUCUGUGCUGUAUGACUCCAUUACAAUGAUCCGCCACCUGCCGCUGCCCUUCAUGAAGGCCUUCAAGAUAGCUGAGUUUGGUCAGGCUCUGUCAAUGGAUCUGGUCACCAAGCACAAGAAAACCAGGGUUCCUGGAAAACCACGUGACAUUUUGGAUUGCUACCUUGAUGAACUGGAUAAGAGAGGGAACGAUGGUUCAACCUGGUCAGAAGAACAACUGAUAAUUUUUGCUCUGGAUCUUCACUUUGCUGGAACCCACACUAUCUCUAACACUCUGCUCUUUGCCUUCCUAUAUCUUAUGACCCACACACAGGUUCAAGAACGUUGUCAGCAAGAGAUAGACAAGGUAUUAAUGGGCAAAACUCAGGCCAGUUUUGAGGAUCGACAUAAAAUGCCCUACACGCAGGCUGUGAUCCAUGAGGUCCAGAGAGUAGCUAGCAUCGUCCCCCUAAGUGUUACCCACUGCACCACAACUGACACAGAGCUCCAGGGAUACUUCAUACCUAAAGGAACUAUGGUCAUACCCAACCUGACAUCAGUGCUGUUCGAGGAGGAACAGUGGAAAUACCCUCAUGAAUUCAACCCUGAAAAUUUCCUCAAUGACCAGGGAGAGUUUGAUAAGCCAGAGGCGUUCAUCCCUUUCUCUUUAGGUCCUCGUGUAUGUCUCGGAGAGGGCCUGGCUCGUAUUGAGCUUUUCCUGAUCGUGGUGACGCUGUUGAGGAGGUUCCAUUUCAUCUGGCCAGAGGACGCAGGACAGCCAGACUUCACCCCCAACUUUGGGAUCACGAACAGUCCCAAACCCUUCAGCAUGAGGGUCCAACUCAGGGUUAUCCAAUAA
Molecule: messenger RNA, 1470 nt
Organism: Lampris incognitus (smalleye Pacific opah)
Lineage: Eukaryota; Metazoa; Chordata; Actinopteri; Lampriformes; Lampridae
Product: cytochrome P450 2B4-like
Exons: 11
Coding region: 1-1470 (489 amino acids)
Biological process (GO): xenobiotic metabolic process
Cellular component (GO): intracellular membrane-bounded organelle; cytoplasm
Molecular function (GO): iron ion binding; oxidoreductase activity, acting on paired donors, with incorporation or reduction of molecular oxygen, reduced flavin or flavoprotein as one donor, and incorporation of one atom of oxygen; heme binding
Source: RefSeq, a predicted model, not a curated record